GCUGUGCAGCCCAACACGUGCAUGUGUGUGGAUGGCGUUUCGUGUCGUUUUGUUAUAAAAAUUGUCGAGUUAAAACGAAAUAAUUAACUACACACAUUAUGCGUGAGAAUACACCGCCGCAUCGUCCCGAUUUCGAAGACGAUGAUGAUGAUAUUGGUGAGGAAAUCGAUUUGGAUGGUGAUCCACCUCUGGACGAUGACGAACUCGAAAUGGAAGAGGUAACAUUAGCCGAACUAGAAGCACGUUUGGGUCUGAAUGGCUUCGAUGACGAAAUGGACAACGAGGGUGCCGAAGACGAUGCAGAGGACAGAGAACGCAUUGCAGCCAUUCGCGAUGAUGCAGUCGUCACAUUCCGCAAGCACACCGCACCCGUCUUUGGCUGCAAUCUGCAUCCAAGAUUCGAUUGGGCUGUGACAGGCAGUGAAGAUGAUCGCGCAUAUGUGUGGGACACAAAGAAUGGCGAUGUGCUAUUCGAAAUCGCCGAGCACAAGGACACCAUAACCGAGGCACAUUUCAGCCACGAUGGCAGCUACUUGGCCACCGGAGAUUUAUCCGGUGAGCUCUUCGUUUACAAAGUCUGCGAACAGCCGGACGAGCGACCCAUCUUGAGUAAGGUCUGGGAGUACUCCAUGAGCGACAUGGCCUGGCUGUUUUGGCAUCGUGGUGCCAACGUCUUGUUAGCCGGCAGCGAUAGUGGCGAGGUUUAUGUGUGGCGCAUUCCAAGUGGAGAAUGCAAAAUAUUGCCUGGCCAAUCAUCGCGUUGUGCAGCCGGCGAGCUGAGCCAUGAUGGCAAAAAACUCUUCACUGUGUACAUGAAUGGAGUGGUGAAGUUGUGGGACCUGAAGUCAUGCCAAGUGCUCAUGGAGGUGGGCGAGGAGCAUCCGUUGGGUCUGGGUGAAAUUACCCAUGCAGUGGUCGCCUGUGAUACAGAUUCGCCGCUUUAUCUGUGCGCUGAAGGCAACGGCAAGCUGCUCUUCUGCACCAACAACGGGCCAGUGAACGUGGUGAAGUCAGAGCACGGCAUCGAGUGCAUUGAGUUUGCACCCGCGACAUCGGACCUCAAACUGGUGGCAUGUGGCUCGCUGGACGGCCAAAUCUCCAUAUGGGACUACGCCAAAUAUUCGCUCCGCUCAGUGUGCGAGAGUCCCGCGCCCAAUGAUGGCAUACUGCGUCUUAAAUGGAUUAGCGAUUUUACUUUGCUGGCAGCCACUGUUCAGGGAAACAUUAAUGCCUAUGACGCUCGUUCCGGCGCUCUCAAGUUUACGCUUACUGGACACCAUUAUCAUGUAUAUGAAUUUGUUUAUAAACCUCAAGAGAACGUAUUAUUGACUGUUUCAGAGGACAACACGGCGAAAAUAUUUAAUAUGCCACCUCUAGACGAGUAGAUAAUAUUAUUUUAAUAGGGUACAAAUGCGAUAUAUAUUGAUAUAUAUUCAAUAAAAAAUAAAUAAAGCUAUAGU
Molecule: messenger RNA, 1460 nt
Organism: Drosophila albomicans
Lineage: Eukaryota; Metazoa; Arthropoda; Insecta; Diptera; Drosophilidae
Product: angio-associated migratory cell protein
Exons: 3
Coding region: 99-1385 (428 amino acids)
Molecular function (GO): protein binding
Source: RefSeq, a predicted model, not a curated record